AUGUCUUCCCCCAAAAACCCAGCCGGACAGAACCUGCUACAACAGGGAAAGAUCCGCAAGCUACAACAUAAGCCUAACUUUACACUACCCGUCCGGAUAGUUAACGAACGAAUAACGCACGACUGCCGACCUUUACUACCUUUCAUUACGACUGACGGCAGAUUCCCAAACGUUCAGGGCUGCUGGCCAAUAGUGACACGGGCCGCACAGCAACCGUAUCUAGCGAAGAUAGAUCUAAAGAAGGCGUUUCACUCUAUACCACUCGCUGACGACCAAAUCGGAGCCUAUGCUUUCGAGUUAGAAGGAAGCUAUUACGCAUAUACCACGAUGCCAAUGGGCGCAACAAAUGCUCCCAAACACUUUCAUGGUGUAAUGGGCAUACUACUGAGCAAGCUACCUUUCGCACACGACAUAAGGUACUACCAAAAUGACAUAUUCGUGGCCGCUUCCGAUCCACAACAACUUAAACGCCGAUACCAGCAAACCAUCGACUAUCUAGCCAAGCAAAACUUCCAAAUCAACACUGAGAAGUCUCAACUUAACUGUACAGAUCUACUAGGUUAUACGUUGAACAACCAUACACUGUCUAUCCCAGACCAGAAAUGGAAACGUGUCGGCUGUGCCUCGAUCUGUCGGCUCAGCUCUUCCCUUUGGCUUGGCUCGUAA
Molecule: messenger RNA, 666 nt
Organism: Gregarina niphandrodes
Lineage: Eukaryota; Apicomplexa; Conoidasida; Eugregarinorida; Gregarinidae
Product: putative RNA-directed DNA polymerase
Exons: 1
Coding region: 1-666 (221 amino acids)
Source: RefSeq, a predicted model, not a curated record